This is a messenger RNA of Cervus elaphus (red deer), 5615 nucleotides long. RefSeq names its product bromodomain containing 3 (gene BRD3). NCBI's taxonomy places the organism in Eukaryota, Metazoa, Chordata, Mammalia, Artiodactyla, Cervidae. Gene Ontology annotation, biological process: chromatin remodeling; regulation of DNA-templated transcription. The record is from RefSeq and is a predicted model, not a curated record. The transcript is spliced from 12 exons. The coding region runs from base 258 to 2432 and encodes 724 amino acids. Gene Ontology annotation, cellular component: nucleus; chromatin.
CUACGACUCCCGCCAGGCGCCGCGGCGCAGCGCAUGAGCCCUGCUCGGCUCCGGCGCGUCUAUUAUGCUGCCGGGGCCGGCGAGCCAAAGAGGAGCCGGCCGUGCGGGCCGGGAGGGGACGGCCGCCGGAGCCGCCGAGGCCAAGUGCUGCCUGGUUGGGCCCAGACAUGGGAUGUCGCGCCUCGGCGGGGAGCACAGAGGAAGCCAGGGCCUCCCCGAGCCGCUGCCGUGACGGCCAGUGAGCGAGCAGCCGGAGGAUGUCCACCGCGACGCCGGUCGCCCCCACGGGGAUCCCGGCGGCCCCGGGCCCAGUGAACCCGCCCCCGCCGGAGGUCUCCAACCCCGCCAAGCCCGGCCGCAAGACCAACCAGCUGCAGUAUAUGCAGAACGUGGUGGUAAAGACGCUCUGGAAACACCAGUUCGCCUGGCCCUUCUACCAGCCCGUGGACGCCAUCAAGCUGAACCUGCCUGAUUAUCAUAAGAUAAUAAAAAACCCCAUGGACAUGGGAACCAUUAAGAAGAGACUAGAAAAUAACUAUUAUUGGAGCGCGAGUGAAUGUAUGCAGGACUUCAACACCAUGUUUACAAAUUGUUACAUUUAUAACAAGCCCACAGAUGACAUAGUGCUCAUGGCCCAAGCCUUAGAGAAAAUUUUUCUGCAGAAGGUGGCUCAGAUGCCCCAGGAGGAAGUUGAAUUACUGCCCCCUGCUCCAAAGGGCAAAGGCCGGAAACCAGCUUCGGGAACACAGAGUGCAGGCUCACAGCAAGUGGCGGCCGUGUCCUCCGUGUGCCCUGCGACCCCCUUCCAGAGCGUCCCCCCCACGGUCUCCCAGACGCCCGUCAUUGCCGCUACCCCCGUGCCAACCAUCACCGCAAACGUCACGUCAGUCCCUGUUCCCCCGGCCGCCGCCCCACCUCCCCCCGCCACGCCCAUCAUCCCUGUGGUCCCUCCCACACCGCCCGUCGUCAAGAAGAAGGGCGUGAAGCGGAAAGCGGACACCACCACGCCCACGACGUCGGCCAUCACCGCCAGCCGCAGCGAGUCGCCCCCGCCGCUCUCGGACCCCAAGCAGGCCAAGGUGGUGGCGCGGCGGGAGAGCGGGGGCCGCCCCAUCAAGCCGCCCAAGAAGGACCUGGAGGAUGGCGAGGUGCCCCAGCACGCGGGCAAGAAGGGCCGGCUGUCCGAGCACCUGCGGCACUGCGACAGCAUCCUCAAGGAGAUGCUCUCCAAGAAGCACGCGGCCUACGCCUGGCCCUUCUACAAGCCGGUGGAUGCUGAGGCCCUGGAGCUGCACGACUACCAUGACAUCAUCAAGCACCCCAUGGACCUGAGCACGGUCAAGAAGAAGAUGGACAGCCGCGAGUACCCAGACGCGCAGGGCUUCGCCGCCGACAUCCGGUUGAUGUUCUCCAACUGUUACAAAUACAACCCCCCGGACCACGAGGUGGUGGCCAUGGCCAGGAAGCUGCAGGACGUGUUUGAGAUGCGUUUCGCCAAGAUGCCGGACGAGCCGGCGGAGGCACCCGCCCUGCCCGCGCCUGCGGCCCCCGUGGUCAGCAAGGGCGUGGAGAGCAGCCGCAGCAGUGACGAGAGCUCGUCGGACUCGGGCAGCUCGGACUCAGAGGAGGAGCGCGCCACGCGGCUGGCGGAGCUGCAGGAGCAGCUGAAGGCCGUGCACGAGCAGCUGGCCGCCCUGUCUCAGGCGCCUGUGAACAAGCCAAAGAGGAAGAAGGAGAAGAAGGAGAAAAAGAAGAAGGACAAGGACAAGGACAAGGAGCGGCACAAGGCCAAGGCCGAGGACGAGAAGCGGGCCAAGGCCGCCCCGCCUGCCAAGCAGGCCCCGCAGAAGAAGGCGCCCGCCAAGAAGGCCAACAGCACCACUGUGGCUGGCAGACAGCCGAAGAAGGGCGGCAAGCAGGCGUCGGCCUCCUACGACUCGGAGGAGGAGGAGGAGGGGCUGCCCAUGAGCUACGAUGAGAAGCGGCAGCUGAGCCUGGACAUCAACCGGCUGCCGGGGGAGAAGCUGGGCCGCGUGGUGCACAUCAUCCAGUCGCGGGAGCCCUCGCUGCGGGACUCCAACCCCGACGAGAUCGAGAUCGACUUCGAGACCCUGAAGCCCACCACGCUGCGGGAGCUGGAGAGAUACGUCAAGUCUUGUUUACAGAAAAAGCAAAGGAAGCCAUUCUCCACGAGCGGGAAGAAGCAGGCGGCCAAGUCGAAGGAGGAGCUGGCUCAGGAGAAGAAGAAGGAGCUAGAGAGGCGGCUGCAGGAUGUCAGCGGGCAGCUGAGCAACAGCAAAAAGCCGGCCAAGAGAGAGAAGUCGGGCUCCGCCGCGUCCGGGGGGCCCUCGCGGCUCAGCAGCAGCAGCUCCUCCGAGUCCGGCAGCAGCAGCACCAGCGGAUCCAGCUCGGACAGCAGCGACUCCGAGUGAGCCCGGGACUCGCGCGGCUCAGGACGCAGCCGGUGGCCGCCCCACCGGGACAUCGCGGUGUUCCCUCUGGUGGUUAAUAUACUCCUUUCGUUCCAUGGUGUGCAGGUUCUCUUUUCACUUCAGUGUUAUGGUAUCUUCCAGUUCUGGCUUUAAUAGGUCAACCGAGAUCUUUCUGUGUGUGUCCAUUAGACUUUGAGAAGCUGUGAAUUGGCAUAAGGUCUUUCCUCCAUAACUGAACUCAAGUCCCUUGGAGAUGCCGGCUUCAGACGCUAACCUGAUAACCGUAGGAAAACGUGUGAGGUGUGGUCUGAAGGUGCUUGCAGAACCCCUUUCCUUAAGCCCGACCUGGUCUGUAGCCCCAGCGAGAAUGUCUCCCGAGGAAAUGUCUCGGACGUGGUACCGCACGGAAAGGCUGUUGGCUUUGCCGACAGGGUUUAUCUCCGUCUCUGGGGGCCCUGGGCCCUGACCCUUACGUCGAGGGCAGCUCUUUCUGCAGGGGCUGCGGACAGCCAGGCCCGCCCCUGCCGUUAGUGAGGGCCAGGGCUGGGCCCCCGCCAGGAGGGGUCCCUGCGGCUCCCAGCCCGAGUUUCUGCGGGCGGGGAGCCGGCGAGGGGGCGUGCAGAGGAGCCCCGUCUUUCUGAUCUCCCGUGAUGUUGGGAGCUCCCAGGAGGAACACAGGAGCUGCGUGGGCAGCACGAGGGUUCCCAAACACUGAAACUUUUACCUCAACUUUGAAAAAAAAAAAGAGAAAAGAUUUAAAAAAAAAAAAAAAGACUCUUUUUGUAAAAAAGGUUCAGCAAUUUUCUACGAAAGGCCAGCCCCACGUGUGUCCCCAGCCCAGCAGCUGCCACGCACUCCGGAACCAUCGUCCCAGUCUCGUGUAUAUAUGAAUAUUUUAUUUAUUAACAUCAUUGGUCAUUUUUUUUUUUUAAGGAAAGAAAAACAAAACCGCAAAAGAAAUGCAUUAAAAAAAAAAAAAAAGAAACAAAGGAGCAGAGAUGCAGGCCUUUUCCGUGGCGUGAGGGGAGCCCAGACCCCGCGGGGCGCGGGCCGCUCGCCCCAGGUGCUACCGCCUCCUGCCCCCGCGCGGUGCUCAACCUCGUCCGCGUGCUCGUCUCGGGGCUGCGGGGUUUCCGUUCUCGUUCUUUCUCGUGUGUGUGUGCGUGUGUGUGCGUGUGCGUGCGUGCGUGUGAAAUCUGGAGACUCACAGGUCAUAGACGACUUCCGGCUGCAGCACAUUCUCAUUUUUUUUUUUUUUUUUAAAUUUCAUUUAGUUCUUUUAUAUUCACUUCUGGUCUCUCUUAGGACUGUUUUAAAAAGGACUUCAAUUUAGGGAACCCCAGUUAUAUAAUAUAAACUUUGUAAUCUGCGAGAAAAAGAAAUGUAUAGUAAAUCUAAAUCUUGAUUUUUAACUUUCUAUUGUAAAAAAAAAAAAAAGUAAUAAUAAUAUACAGAGUUUAACAGAAGGUUACGUUUCGGUUUUGUUUUCUCCAGAGGCUGCCGCAGGGCCCUGAGCGCGGGGUGCCCACCCACACCGCCUGCCUAGCUCUGAGCCGCGUGGCUCUGGCCAGGGGUUCACGGCCCCCAGUGGGGCAUCCCUCACCCCACCUCCAGGGAGGGGGCGGCCCCCGCUGCCCCACGUGUCUCCCGGCCUCCAGCCCGCAACGGCCUGGCCCAGCUCCCGCUGGCCUGGUCUCUCUCCAGGCUGGAGGAGCCUCUGGCCCCAGGCGGGCUCCCUCCCUCCAGACUGCACGGGGGAGCCUCUCAGUUAGCACAGAAAUGACGGGACCUCACGGAGGGGGGGCUGGGGGGGGCUGGGGGCGGCCCCGCCGCUUGUCCAGGGUCAAGUUCUUCCUGACAGCCCUUCUGGGUGGAUCAGGGCACUAGCUGUUGGCGUCCUAACAGGUGGUGGUUCUAAAAACGCCUAACAUCCGCUUGGAUGCCACCAACCUUGACAGCUAAGGAGCGCUCUGAUGGGGUAGGACCCUGAUGAAACGUGGACGGGGGGUUGCCGUUUUUCUGACUGCCGCUGAUUCUGACCUGUGGUGAGUGUUGAGCCAGUUCGUUCAACUUUUCAUUGUAAUAAAAAUAUAAAUGGAUUUUAAACUUGCCAUUUUUUUUAAAGCUGCCCUGUUUUUCAAAGGUGUUUUCUAAACAGAUCUUUAGUGGAGUAAAAACUAUGACUUUAAGGACUUGGUACACCCUGGAAGGUCUUGAAGAAGGAUCUCAGGGGCGACAGGCAGCGGACACGUGUCUGGGUGACAAACAGAUCCAAGCCAAGGGGCCUGGAGGUGCUGGGAACUCCCCGGGGGCGCCCCUCCAGCUGUCAGUGGGGAGGGUCGCCUUUGCUAGCCGCUCGGCGGGGGACAGGGGGCCCCAGUGCUGGGCGCAGCAGGAGUGGUUCCUGUCCACUGGUUUCGGGGUGCGGGAGGGGUUCUCAGCCACCUCUGCUCCUUUCCGCUGAAAGAUCUGCUGGCUUUGAUGCUGCUGGAGAACUGAGCGAUUGUAGGUCAUUGGUUUUUUUUUUAAGGUUUUCUGUCCAGACUCAAAACUGAUUUCAGAGUUUUGGGGGGACUCCCUCCACCCCCUGACGUCAGCCUAUGGGUGUUUGCUGUUUCCAUUUCUCUUGUGUUGGGCAAGUGGAGUUGUUCUAGUUUUCCUAGAACUAGAGGGUUAGGAACUGUGUUCAGCAGGUCGCACCCGUGCAGGACUCGAUAUUGUGGCUUUCAAACAUUUCCCCCAACCCCUGGGGGCCGAGAGGGUGGCUUCGGCUGUGAACUGAAUUCCAGAAACCCUUGCUCACUCAUCUUGCUUACAGACUGUUAAGAUGCGUUUUCUUUUUUGUUUGUUUUUUGUUUUUGUUCUUUUGCAACAUUCACAUCUUUUACAGUUUGGGGGGGAGGGGAACACCGCCCACAAUAAAGGAUUCGUUACAUUUGGUGUAGCGCUGUUCCCUGAUACUGGCAUAACACUUCCAGGAAGUUUUCCUUUUUUUAUAUUUAAAAUGUUACUUUUCUGUAUGAUGUGCAUGCAAGUUUACCGUAACUUUUCUUAAAUUUUUAGUGCCGUUUCUAGUAUAUUCCUGUAAAUGUCAGUUACUGAAAAUGAGUCCGAUGUAAGUAGUUUUAGCUUGUUUACUGCAGUGCUGGCCUCAUCACGACAGAAUAAAAGUGGUAGAAAGUA